Molecule: messenger RNA, 730 nt
Organism: Drosophila santomea
Lineage: Eukaryota; Metazoa; Arthropoda; Insecta; Diptera; Drosophilidae
Exons: 2
Coding region: 48-413 (121 amino acids)
Source: RefSeq, a predicted model, not a curated record
CUGGCGAACAGCUGGCUGCGAAAAGGACCAAACAAUUGAAGGCAAAAAUGAUGCGUCCUGCGAUAUUCCUUGUUGUCUGCUCAAUAACUCUGUUUAAUUUCGCCAAUGGCUACAAGGAGAUGCACGGACUGAAUGGAAAGCUGUUUCCCAAGGCGGCGACAUUCAAUUUCCCGGAGUACGCGUACAAGGAGACCAGCAAGAAUGAAAUAACUUACCACGAACUGGAGGUGACCUGCGACCAGCACGCCCAGUGCAUCAGCCUCAGUCCCGUGGGCGUGGCCAAGAUCAACUGCAUUCGGCAGUGCAUCUCGCCAUCCUGCUACCAGGACAUCUAUGCCUUCAACGAGCUGGAGGAGGGCGAAAUCGACGCCAGGCUCAACUCCUUCAAGGGAUGCGUCAUCCAGCGCAUGUAGCAGCGACCGCAGUUGUUCAAGGAGUGCUUCAUCUUCAGGUGGCUGGAGCUCACUGGCAUCGCCUAUUAAACGGAGCCAAUGCCCAUCUGUUCCAAGGACUCGCGUUGCAGUUGGUGGAGCUGUGUGCCUGACUGCGAGGAUAGCACCAGGAGGCUCUUGCUACCAGAUGCUCAUCGGAUCGAGAGGAAAUCCGCUUGUGUUUUGGAUGUAAGCGGCUUCUAUGGCAUCCUCUGUGGAAUGAACUGAACUUUUGCAUCGCUUCUGCGAUCGGACGACUGCCCCUUGACUUAAGGCCAAACUAAGAAAUAAACUUUUUC